AAAAACAAACAUUACUCAUAAUCUAACCAUCACGUUUAAAAUAUCGAUACACACAGCGCAUCACUAGACCGCACCUCAGACGUUCAGUGUUACGUGCUAAGCGCAUGCGCGCGAUCGUGUACUAAAUUCAAACAGUUUUAAAUUGUAAAAAAAAUACUUUUUUAUAUGGCAGUGGUGACCCGACCGUGUGGUGAUUUCCAUUGUGUCAGAGGCAAAUCAUGCUUAGGAAGGACUUCUAAAACUGGCUGGACACUAAAAUCAACAUGCGAGUUCAUAAAAACACAGCUAUGCACCAUAGCAAUAUGUCUAACGCUGUUCAACUCGGUUCGGCUGCCGCGGGAGGCGUUCCGGUAUGGGGCUGUGCCAUACCUGGUGGUCUACUCGUUCUGGUUGCUGGCUGUGGGGCUGCCGACGACGCUGUUACAGUUGGCGAUGGGGCAGCUGAGCCAGCAAGAUCCUGUGGGAGUGUGGCGGGCUGUGCCUAUUCUUAGAGGUGUCGGCCAUUUAAAAGUUCUGACGUCAUACGUUUGUUGCGUAUACUUCAUGGUGUAUGUAGCGCUGUCGGCUGCUUACCUUGUGUGGAUAGGCAAAGGGUCCUUCCCUUUGAAGGAUUGCACUAAACUGCACAUAACGCCGCAUGGUUACGAAAAUAAAAUGAACGCAACCGAGUGUUUCAAUUCUACAUUUCUAGCGCCGUUCACGGAAUAUCCCCAGUAUUUAGGGAUAAUGGCGAUUUUAAUAUUUCUUCUGUGGUUUUUCGUCCCCAUUCUAUUAUACCGCCUCUACAAAACCUUGAAGACUACGCUGGCUGUAUUAACAACAUUCGUCGUGAUUAUCGCAAUACUUAUAUCUACAUUUCUGGCUAAGACUGCCGUUCUUGAUUCGAUGUUCGAGUCUUGCGUGCAAUGGUCAUCGCUGUCUCAGCCUUACAUUUGGCACAGUGCCUUGGUACAGGCCUUGUUGUCUACGCAAAUCAUGAGUGGGUACUUAACGAGUGCGGGAGGAUCUGUGUAUAGACAUUCUGAUGUUCGAUGGACGUCAGCUUUAGUAAUAAUGUCAAAUAUAUUUGGUGGCUGGCUUUGGGUGUUAAUGUGGGAAUCUAUCGGUGGGAGCGGCAGAAAAGACACCAGUUUCAUAUCAAUUCUAGUCUUAAUAUACCAGUCUUCUGUGGCAGAGAGAAGAAAUAAAGAAUGGCCGAUAAUGGCCUUCGGAGUAGUUUUCAUUUCUGGAAUUAUUACAGUGUUAGUACUCCUGUACCCAGUCUACGACAAGCUUCACCGAUUGACUGGUGAUCAUUGGCGGGUGUUUGCCUGUGCAUCGUCUGCUGUGGGUACCGCCCUCACAGUCGCUGUGCUAGCCAGAGGGUUGGAAGUAGCCAACAUGCUAGAUGAACUGGCGAUACCAGUACUAGCAGUGUUUACGUCAGCUGUGGAAGUCGUUGGAUUCGUUUUUAUUUAUGGUUGGUGUUACCUCACAGUUGACAUCGAAUUCCUCACCGGAGUAAAACUGCCUUACUUCUGGAUAGCCACCUGGUGGUCCACCCCUAUACUCCUGAUCGGGGCUUCAGUCUGGUGGCUCCGAGCCCUGCUGAGAGCCUCGUGGAGUUACGGGCAAACCCUUUGGCCGUUGCUAGCAGCCUUCAUAGUAAUACUGGUGGUCAUGUCGAUGCUUGCCGCUGUAGCAGUAGCAAAAGAGGAACAGUUUAAUUUAGUUGCCAAAAUAACUUCAGCAUUCCGACCGUCUCGGUUAUGGGGUCCAGAAGAGCCGAUGGCGCGAUACGUGUGGAUGUCACAACGAUAUGUCAACGAAGCACUUAGUACUGACAACGAUACAAGUUCUGAACAAAAUAACUACUCAACAGUGACAUACAGCAAAGAAAUGGACAAGAAAUACAAAGACGAAAUGUAUAGACACGAUCUGUACCAAAGGACCUACAAUAUUUACCACAAAAACGAUAUUAUUAACAAAGAUAAUGUGUACGGAGGCAUCAAGUCGAUAUACGGUACUCAUACAAUACCCAGAGGCAGAAAAAAGAGUAUGGACGAAAAAUAUCGAUCACCAAACAUUUGCAUAGCCAAAGGUAAAUUAGGAGGUCCAAUAGACUGUAGAUGUAAUAGACAUUUUACACUAAACGUUCCAGAUUUGAGGAGCAACGAAGUGACUACAAGUCUUUAGAUACGUACAACGAAAUAACCUAGUCGAAUUAUUUAUUUAAAAUUAUGUGAACACUUGAACAAAUAAUUGUAUGGGUAGGUUGAUAUGACAACCACACUGUGACUAACAUUUGGAGUUAUGAUAUUAUAAUUGUUGAAAUCGAUGA
Trichoplusia ni (cabbage looper) is the source of this 2320-nucleotide messenger RNA. Its product is annotated as sodium-dependent nutrient amino acid transporter 1-like. The record is from RefSeq and is a predicted model, not a curated record. Gene Ontology annotation, biological process: sodium ion transmembrane transport. NCBI's taxonomy places the organism in Eukaryota, Metazoa, Arthropoda, Insecta, Lepidoptera, Noctuidae. The transcript is spliced from 10 exons. Gene Ontology annotation, cellular component: membrane. The coding region runs from base 166 to 2175 and encodes 669 amino acids.